This is a messenger RNA of Grus americana (Whooping crane), 2400 nucleotides long. It is a transcript of the gene CPNE9, whose product is annotated as copine family member 9. The coding region runs from base 28 to 1665 and encodes 545 amino acids. Gene Ontology annotation, molecular function: calcium-dependent phospholipid binding. NCBI's taxonomy places the organism in Eukaryota, Metazoa, Chordata, Aves, Gruiformes, Gruidae. The transcript has 20 exons. Gene Ontology annotation, biological process: cellular response to calcium ion. The record is from RefSeq and is a predicted model, not a curated record. Gene Ontology annotation, cellular component: plasma membrane.
CGGAGCAGCGGCGGCGCCCGGGCGGGGAUGGCGUCUCCGGGAGCGCUGGAGCCGGCGGCCGGCAGCGUGCCGGGCACCAAGGUGGAGCUCACCGUGUCCUGCCGGAACCUGCUGGACAUGGACACCUUCUCCAAAUCUGACCCAGUGGUAGUCCUCUUCGUGCAGGGCUCGGGGAGCAGUGAGUGGAAGGAGUUCGGGCGCACCGAGGUGAUCGACAACACCCUGAACCCCGACUUUGUCCGCAAGUUUGUCCUUGACUACUACUUCGAGGAGAAGCAAAACCUCCGCUUCGAUGUCUACAACGUGGACUCCAAGAGCUGCUCCAUUUUAAAGCAGGACUUCCUGGGGCAGGCAUUUGUGGCACUGGGGGAAGUGAUCGGGUCCCAGCGGGGCCGCCUGGAGAGAGCCCUCACAGGGGUCCCGGGGAAGCGGUGUGGGACCAUCCUGCUGCUGGCUGAGGAGCUGAGCAACUGCCGGGACAUCGUCACAAUGCAGCUGUGUGCCAACAAGCUGGACAAGAAGGACUUCUUCGGAAAAUCCGACCCCUUCCUCGUCUUCUACCGCAGUAAUGAGGACGGCACCUUCACCAUCUGCCAUAAGACAGAGGUGGUGAAGAACACACUCAACCCGGUGUGGCAGCCCUUCACCAUCCCCGUGCGCGCCCUCUGCAACGGCGACUACGACCGGACGGUGAAGAUAGAUGUGUACGACUGGGACCGGGAUGGGAGCCAUGACUUCAUCGGGGAGUUUGCCACCAGCUACCGGGAGCUCUCCCGAGCACAGAGCCAGUUCACGGUGUACGAGGUGCUGAACCCCAGGAAGAAAUGCAAGAAGAAGAAAUACGUGAACUCCGGCACCGUGACACUGCUCUCCUUCUCUGUCGAGUCCGAGUUUACCUUCGUUGACUACAUCCGGGGCGGGACGCAGCUGAAUUUCACCGUCGCCAUCGACUUCACGGCCUCCAACGGGAUGCCGUCACAGCCCACCUCACUGCACUAUGCGAGCCCCUACCAGCUGAGCGCCUACGCCCUGGCGCUCAAGGCGGUGGGGGAGAUCAUCCAGGACUAUGACAGCGACAAGCUCUUCCCCGCCUACGGCUUCGGCGCCAAACUCCCACCCGAUGGCAAGAUCUCCCACCAGUUCCCCCUGAACAACAACGCGGACAACCCCAGCUGUGCCGGCAUCGAGGGUGUGCUGGAGUCCUACCUCCAGAGCCUGCGCACCGUCCAGCUCUACGGCCCCACUAACUUUGCCCCCGUGAUCAACCAGGUGGCUGGGGCAGCCGCCCAGGUGACUGAUGGCUCGCAGUACCAUGUCCUCCUCAUCAUCACCGACGGCGUCAUCUCUGACAUGCUGCAGACCAAGGAAGCCAUCGUCACUGCUUCUGCCUUGCCCAUGUCCAUCAUCAUCGUGGGAGUGGGUCCAGCUGAGUUUGAGGCCAUGGAGGAGCUGGACGGUGACGAGGUACGAGUGUCUUCCCGGGGACGCUAUGCCGAGAGGGACAUCGUACAGUUUGUGCCGUUUCGGGAUUACGUGGAUGACUCAGGAAACCAGGUGCUGAGCAUGGCCCGCCUGGCCAAGGACGUGCUGGCUGAGAUCCCUGAGCAGCUGCUCUCCUACAUGAAGACCCGUGACAUCAAGCCUCGCCGGGCAGACCCCCAGUAGCUCCUCCGUGGGGCCGACCGGUGGGGCGAGGAUGUGUCACCUUUCUUCUGCCGGUGGCCAGGGCUUAGCCAUGGAGAUGUGGCCCCCCCAAGGGUGAUAACCGGCUGCUGCAGUCGGUGAACUGGGCUGGGACCCUCCUCUUCUGGCAGCGAGACCACGGGGCUGGACGUCCCCAGCUGCCCCCUCCUCCUGCCCGGCCGGCAGCGAUGCUCUGGCACAGCGGGGACUGUCUGUCCUUUGGCCGCAGGCAGGGCCAGCGCCCGGGCACAGGCUGUUGGGGGGCCACGGCGUGUCCCCCCCAGGAGGGCAGCCGGGCUCCCUUGCCCGGGGAGGAGGCUGACCCUGGGGCUGGGUGCAUGUCGGGGGUCCCAGCCCCACCAACUCCUUGGGGCAGCGGGCAACCCCCGCUCCUGCCUGCACCCCAUUCCUGCCUGCACCCCGCUCCUGCCUGCAUCCUGCCACUCGGCUGAGCGCCAGCACCCCCGUCCUCCGGCUCUGGUGCCACGGCGCUGUCCUGCCUGCCCCGCACCCUGCCCCGCACCCUGCCCCGCUGCCCUCAGCAGGGUCCUGGCCCCGCAGCCGGGGGUGCCGCAGGGCUGAGCCCCACAGCUAUGGGGUGCUGCAGGGCCUGGCCCCACAGCCGGGGAGUGCCGCAGCCGGGGGGGUGCCGGGGCGGCUCGGCGGGAGGGCAGGCGGGGUCUGUACCGCGUUACCGACUGUAAAUAAACUGCUCCA